This is a messenger RNA of Clunio marinus, 3330 nucleotides long. NCBI's taxonomy places the organism in Eukaryota, Metazoa, Arthropoda, Insecta, Diptera, Chironomidae. The record is from the annotation of a GenBank genome assembly.
UAUGGCACAGAAAUAAACUAUAUUCCUGCUUCGAAAAUUGUUUCAUCGUGGCUCUUUAACGUUGCUGGUUCCGGAAAGAAGAGUAAAACCACAUAUUUCAAUUUACCAUUGAAUAUAGCGCAUGUUGAAAUUAUUUUUCAACAUGAAGUUUUACCCAGCAAUGAAUGGAUUCCACUUUGCGGCUUUGAUUCGAAAGCUUCUUACGAACCAAGCUGGAGAACUGAUGUUUGUAUCACAGAAAAUCUCAUGGAAAACAUAACGAGAUGUAUAUGUCCAUUCUCAGGAACUUUUGUUGUUCUUCUAAUGAAAAAAAGCUAUAAUAUUUCUCCAAUCAAGGUUCCAAGUAUUCCAAUGGUGGUUAUCGUAUGCUGUGGUUGUUGCUUCCUUCAAUCAACUAUCGCUUUUGUCAUACUUUUACCCAAUAUAUACAUUCGUCGAUGUUACAUCAGCAUAAAUUUCGCUCUGUUGCAGUUUUGCCUUUCGGUUACAGCAACAAUGUCACUAACCAUUCUCAGUUUAUUGAAGUUUUUGCCUCAAGAAUGGUUGGGAUUAUUAAGCUCAAGUUUUGCUGCAGUGUUACUACUGAGUUCAUCAACACUCGUUGCUAUUGUUUUGAUAAUUCAAUCAGAAUUGGAAAUUGAGUCAUCGGCUAUUUUCACUAUGGCAUCAAAGAUUCCAACCACAAUUCAAAAAUCUCCCAUGAAGAAAGGAUCAAUUAAAACUAACACCACAACGACAACAAACCCAUCAUCAGAAAGCUCUCAGACGGUGACUGAAACAUCCGAACACAACCAUUCACCUUCAGAUUCAAUCAGGAAACAAGAGAAAGCCGUAAUGAAAUUUUCAGAGCUAUCAUCAACAAAUCGUGGAGUCAAGAGUGCCAUUUGUCUCAGUUGGUUGCUUCCAAUACUAUGUGCAAUGUGCAUUCCGAUGGUCUAUCAAAUCAUUGGACACCGAUUAAACGACUGGUGGCUUGCAUAUUCAUCUCCAGAUUUUAUAAUUUUUACAAUCAUCGAAUCACUUCUUCUCUUCCUUUUCAUACUACUCUUCGUCACGCUUAUGAAACAUCUCAUUUAUUUGUCGAGAAAAUAUGAAAAAGUUAAAUUGACAUUAAAGAAACGAAUCGGACUUCUCAACCGAAUUGCAUUGUUGUAUGCUAUCAAUUUCCUUUCCCACAUGUUUUAUCUCAUAUAUCUCAAUAGGGGUGGAAACAUUUUCAGUUAUUUGUUCAGCAUAACAUCAAUUUUGUUGGGUUUAAUGAUAAUACUCUGUUUUAUUAUAAAAGUUGAGAACUAUGCUGUAGGAGAGACAACAAGUAGCAGUAACAAAUCGAGUGUGAAAAAUAGCCUCGAUGAUUUCUGUACUACGACAACGAUAAACAAUUCAUUAAACUUUUAUUCGAGCCAGGACAUGGAAAAAGAUAACAAAAGUUUGACGAUGAAAGUUUUUUCAAACACAAUAUCUAGCUUUCCAAUCGACACAAAAACUUCCAAAGCCACCACAAGCUUACUUUCCUGUUCGCAAAAACAAUCAACCAUUCGACAUACUUCUCAUCCUCGAUUAGCUGAUGUACAAAUCUGCACUAAUGAAAUAAUUGAUUUAACAAAAUCCGGGACUGGGAAAGAAAUCCCAGUGAAUCUAAAUGCGCAGGCACGUUCUUAUGAGCUUAAAAACAUUAAUAUGAUGAGCAUUUAUGAUACUGCCCAUAGUUCUGCUACUAUGCCUGCUGGCUUUUCAACCGAAAAAAUGAACUCGACAAAAUGCUUAGACAUUCUUCAAGGAAUAUCAAAAGACAGCAUCGUUGGGAUUCGUGAUAACAAUCUGGAGGUGAAAAAGCAGGAAAUUUUUCAAACACCAACAGUCAUCAUAACAUUAACAAACAGUGAUGGUAAACAUUAUUGCGAUAAUUUAAUCAAUAAUAACACUGAAGAUGCUGAUGGUGUGUUGAAUUUAAUUUCUAAUGAUUUGGACUACCUUCUUAAUCGAACUCAAGAAGUGCCUACAAUCUCAGCCUCGACAGAUAACCAUCACAUUCAGAACCAACUGCCAACUAACACACCACCACCGCCAGUUGCGUUUGCAAAUCAAAUAAAAUCUCCAGUAUUGCUAUUAAAGCACGAUGUGAUAAUGGAAGAGUCUGAGCAUGAAAUAGAUAGUUAAUGAAAACCUUUUCACAUUUCUGCCAACAAAAAGAAAUUUUAAUUUAAUGUGAAGAAAAAGAAAUUUAUCCAAAUAAGGAGUAGAGAAGAAAAGAAAACGAGGAAAUACUUAGUUAGCAAAAGUUUUAAGGGGAAACGCUUUCGGUUUUAAAGCUUUAAUUAAAAAUAAAAUAUUCCAUGUUUUUCUUUUAUUUUAACUUAAUACCAGAAUUAGUUUAAAUAUUUAGUUGAACGUUUCAUGGAAUAAAUAAAUUCUACCUCAUGUUUCAAAAAAAUAUAUCUAUAUGUACACAUAAGCAUAAAAGCAUAAUAUUAAACUUCAGAGCAAUAACCUACAUUUUUUAUUUUCGCUUAAUUGUUUACCGUCAUUUCUGUUUGUUCUGUGCAUUUUUUCAUAUAAAAAAGGAGUUUUAUCACAUGUUUUGGAAUUGCAUUUUAUCACAUAUUUUCUGUUAAAAUGCUAGUCUCGCUUAACCCAGUUUUACAACAUGUGCUCAAUUUUCAUAUCCUAUUUGAGUUUUAUUUUAAGAGGGAAUUGUUAAAGGUAAUCCAAAGGCGGAAGCAAUUGAAAUAGAGAUUUCUACAAAUGUUAAAUAUUUGCUGCAUACAGGAAAACUUUUAAUUUAUUUUGUAUCAAAAAUUUCUUCAUAGUUACAUAUUGAAAAAUGGAAAUACUUAAUAUAUUUACAUAAUACUUAAAGUUCAUAUCCAUCCACAGCAUGUAAUGGAUUUAUUGUGAAAUCACUGAGUGACAUACCUAAAAUUAAUAAUUAAAUUAAAUAAAUUCGAUCAUUGAUAAAGGUGCUUAAAUUCAUUUAAGGAUUUUCACAAAUGAACUCAUUAUCUAAAUAUAUGUAAAUCAGUCCUUUCAAAGAAGAGACGGCUGUUUUACAAUGAAUGUUAGAUCAAAAUGUAAACAACUGAAAGAAAUUAGCAAGUAUUUAUUUAUCAUUCUUAAGCGUCAGAUUUUACCUCCAGGUCAUUGAAUUGAUUUACUUAAGAUAGGAAAAUAUAGCAGGAAAAUCAAAUGGAUGGAAAAAAUAUUUAUUGUAAAUAAACAAGAGAAAACAGCAGCCCGAAGCAAACCCCGGAGAAAGGAAAAAAAAUUAAUAAAAAUAAAUAAAAUAAAAUUCCGUGCUGUUGUUUAAUAAGCCGAAAAAAUAUAGCUAGG